AACUCGGUGAAGUUUGUAUGCAUAGCAGAAAACUCAUCAUCAUCCAUCUGUGUUGAUUAGAUAAUUGGUGGCAAAGCUGCUUCUAUUCGCAAACAUGGAACGAUGGCCUUGGCUUUGAAUGGUCACAAGUGGACAGCUUAAUUAUUCCCAUUCGCUCGUGACGUAAGAAAAAAAUAUAGAUCGACGGUCGGGUCAAUUGGCAGAUUUGCAGAAUUUAAGUGGAACAGAGAUGUAUUAGUAAUACUGCAACGACGUUUAUGACAAAAUAAUUUGGAAACUUAAUAUUUGUUUCGUAAAGGUGAAAAACGGAUCGUGUCUAUUUUUUUUUUGGAAAUAUUUAGUAGAACGAAUGAAGUGUUUCAGUUCGUUUCAUGAGAAGCAUAUAAAUUGGUGAAUACUGGUUUUGCAUAUUUUUUAUGCAAAUCAUUUGUAAAUACUUAAUAAUGGAACAUUGAACAAGCAAAAUUUGCAAUUGUCACGUAAGUAAAGAAUUUGUCGGGGUGGAGGAAGUCGAUACAUUUGGUGGACAUGUGCUUGUGACCUCUUGGCCUCCAUAUUUCCCGAAAAGUAUUAGGGUUCACUCUCCACGCGGACAAAUAAUCAUGACUCAAGAAUUUCUGCAGAAUGAAAAUUACUUUGAUUGCAACGAGCAAAUAGAAAAAUUUGGGGGUACUCAAGUAAACAGCUUAAUUUGGAGGUUUAGCAAAAGCUAAAUUUUUCCGUACCAUUUAUCGUUAAGAAUUGCAACUAGUUUUGCAGAAACAUUUUGGCUAAAUACACAUAAUCCUUCUUGCUGGAGUUUCGAAGUUAAAAUUUUGUUUUAAAUUUGAAACCUGGUAAAUUAGAUGUGCAGCAAAGUGGAGUUAAGAUUUUGCAAAAAUCUUUUUCCCCAUUUUUUUCAAGACUCGACGUGAGUUUGCCGACGUCUAAACUUUCAAACUUGACGUUUGCUAACAUCAAAAAACCUCACUCCUUGAACAAACAAUGAUUCAUGGAAAAACCUACGUAUCUGAUAUAAAAGUGGGUAUCGUGGCAUGAAUACAGCUUCCUGACAAUUUUCUCGGCAGAAGGAAAGUUUCCAUUUUUUUGAGACAAAAGUUAACAAAUUUUCAAUAUAAAUUUGAACAUGCGAAGAUUUCCGAACUUUGUACUUUUGAUCGUACUGAUUGUGGGAAAGGUUUCCUGUAAAGAUAGCACCGGAGGAGUCGUCAAGUAUCAAAACCCACCGAAAAUGUAUUCUCACCACAGGAUGAAGACUAAUAAAAGACUACAUAGUUUUGUGAACGUGACCACCAUAAUUACGCCACCGGAAGUGAGGAAAAGGACGCUACCAGAAACGAGAACGGAGACGCCACCAACUUGGAUAAGCAGUCAAGGCGAUUGGCUACCCGUUCCUCAAAACCCAAGUUAUCCACCUCCUCCGACUUAUCAUCAUUAUGUUAACCCUACCAGUGAAACUGCAAGUGGAGCUUAUCCUCACGCCUACGUUGACGACCAGGGUCAACUUGCAACCAACGCUUUGGCUCCGUACCGUAUCCCAGUAGAAAAUUACUAUGUCCCAGAAUCUCCCAACUUUCAAUAUGACGUUACACCCACCUUAUCAUCAGAUUUGGGACCACAUUAUCGACGACAAUUUUUGACGCAUCCAUCAGGCAAGGUGUGUGACGGGAAGAAGAACUUGGUCGACGAUUUUGGCAUCGUGUCCCUCAUUUUGUCCGCAUUCUCGACAUUUGUCGGAUUCAGUUUGGAUUUGGUGUUGUCGUUUAAGGCCAACGCGGUGGCCAUAAUAGCGAAAAUUUUCAGUCUUAUCUUCACCCUGCCGUCGUCCUACAUCUCGGCGAUCAACGUGGCGAAUCCGUUCACUUAUCUGUUCUCGAACGGGUUGAAUAUCUUAUCGAUUGCGACUACACUCUUCGGAACGGGAGCUGGCGUCUCCGUCGGAAACUUGAGCUUAGGGAUUGACAUACUUUUCGAAAUUUUGGGAAUUUACGGCCUCUUUUUAUCCAUUUUUUCCACCUUUCCCGACCUUUUUGACGAGGUGGUUGAGGCCGCGUUCGUGUGGGGGGUUGGGCCCCAGGUGAAAAACUUUAUUGAAACUUACGGCUGUCAAAAUCCGUACUAUGAACCGACAAGUAUUAUAUAAAAAAAAUUGUAUAAAUUUGAACGCCGAUGUUUGAACUAUGCAAAGUUGCAAAAGUUGUUUCACGAUUGUUAUUAGUUUAUUAACUCAAAGAAUUAAAUAUGAGAAGACCAGUAUAUUUUAUAAAAAUAAAUUAUGAAAGUUUGUAAACUGAAUGAUUUUUGCAAAGUCUUGAUAAUUUUAUAACUAUUAUAUCGAUGUUUUAGCCCAGUGAAAUUUACACAAUUAUUUAAUAAAGGGCUGAUUUUGAGUAA
Folsomia candida is the source of this 2394-nucleotide messenger RNA. RefSeq lists its product as uncharacterized. The record is from RefSeq and is a predicted model, not a curated record. The coding region runs from base 1127 to 2143 and encodes 338 amino acids. The transcript has 3 exons. NCBI's taxonomy places the organism in Eukaryota, Metazoa, Arthropoda, Collembola, Entomobryomorpha, Isotomidae.